Messenger RNA from Dermatophagoides pteronyssinus (European house dust mite), 1361 nucleotides. RefSeq names its product corepressor interacting with RBPJ 1. The record is from RefSeq and is a predicted model, not a curated record. NCBI's taxonomy places the organism in Eukaryota, Metazoa, Arthropoda, Arachnida, Sarcoptiformes, Pyroglyphidae. Gene Ontology annotation, biological process: negative regulation of DNA-templated transcription. Gene Ontology annotation, cellular component: nucleus. Gene Ontology annotation, molecular function: transcription corepressor activity.
ACGAGUGAAUUUAUUAAUUUGCGAAAUUUUCUUCGAUCAAUUUUUCAAUUUUAUUCAUUUUUGUUUCUACGAAGAUACGAUAUAGUAAUCAAUCAAUCAUGGGUAAAGGUUAUAAUAAUUUUAUGAGUAAAAAACCAUUUCAUCCUGCAUCAAAAGAAAAUAUUAAACGUGUUUGGAUGGCUGAACAAAGAUCGAUUGAUUCAAAAAAGAAAGAAGAUGAAAUGCGUUUACAAUAUGAAAAAGAACAAGAUUUAUAUAAUAAUCGUUUAUUGGUUGCCGGUUCAGAUUCAAAAGAUAAAUUAUCAUUAAAUUUUAUGUAUGAAGCACCACCGGGUGUUCGAAAAGAAAAUUCAAAAGAAAUGGAAACUGAAGAUGAACCACAAUAUAAAUUUGAAUGGCAACGUAAUGCACCAAGAGAAAGUUUUGCUAAAAACAAUAUGGAUAUUCGUGAUCAACCAUUCGGUAUACAGGUUCGAAAUGUUCGAUGUUUAAAAUGUCAUAAAUGGGGCCAUGUAAACACUGAUCGUGAAUGUCCAUUAUUCAAUACAACAUCAUUACCGGCUGGUAAUCCAUCAACAGAUACGAAUAAAUCAUCAUCAUCAGCAGCAGCAACGAAAACAUCAAACAGUGGUGAUAAACCCCCAGUCAAAAUAGAACCAAAUGAAUUGAUUGAAUCAAUGAAAGAAGAUCAAGGUUUAGCAUUGAAAAAAUCACUUUAUGGAAAUUAUGGACCAGAAUCAAUGAAAAAUAAUGAUCAUCAUCAAAUGUUGUUGUUGAAUGCAGCUGUACAGAAUCCUGAACAAUCAUUUUUAGAAUCAUUAUCAUCGAAACAGAAAAAAAUAUUGCUAAAAAAAUUACAAUCAUUGAACAAAUCAUCAUCAUCAUCAUCAUCAAAACAUAAAACUGAUAAAAAACAUAAAAAAAAGCAUAAAAAAGAAAGUUCAUCCAGAAAGAAAAAAUCGAAAAAAGUUCGCAAAUCAAAAGAUUCUUCGGAUUCAUCAUCAUCAUCAUCAUCUUCAGAAUCCGAUGAUGAUAGGAAAAGAAAUCUGGAUAAAAAAUCUCGUCAUUCAGAUAUUGAUAAACAUCAUAAUCAAAAACAAUAUUCAAAAAAUCAACAUUCAUCAUCCAGCAAGUAUAGCAAUAAUGAUCGUCUUAAUAAAGAUCGUCGUGAUGAUGAUAAAGAUGAUUAUCACCAUCGUCGUCGAAAAUCAAGAUCUCGUAGCCCGGAAAAUGGACAUCAUCGUAAACGACGAAAUUAAUCCGAAUCAACUUUUUUUAUAUAAAAAAAAAUUCAAUUUUUAAUGAUUUUUGAUAUUUGAUUAUGUAAAAUGUAUUAAAAAUGAAACGUUUUAUAAUCUGAA